Vicugna pacos (alpaca) is the source of this 2541-nucleotide messenger RNA. The record is from RefSeq and is a predicted model, not a curated record. Lineage: Eukaryota; Metazoa; Chordata; Mammalia; Artiodactyla; Camelidae.
ACGCGCUCUCCCAGCAUUCAGUGGGCGCGCGGGCGGCGGGCAUCUCAGUCCCGAAGGCUGCGGCCGCUGAGUGGACGGUGUUGGCCGACCGCUGAGCCGACGCGGACCAGGUGGAGGGAGGGACCGCAGGUGCACACCCGCUCGUCAUGAAACCCCCCGCAGCCUGCGCAGGAGAUGCCCUGGACGUGGCGGCACCGUGCUCGGCGGUAAACUAUCUCCGGUGGGACCUGAGUGCCCAGCAAAUCAGGGAGCUCACCGCCGAACUCAUCGAGCAGACCAAGCGCGUGUAUGACCGCGUGGGCUCCCAGGAGCUCCAGGAUGUGUCCUACGAGAACACUCUCAAGGCGCUGGCCGAUGUGGAGGUGUCCUACACAGUUCAGAGGAAUAUCCUGGACUUUCCCCAGCAUGUGUCCCCAUCCAAGGACAUCCGGGCGGCCAGCACGGAGGCGGACAAGAAGCUUUCGGAGUUCGACGUGGAGAUGAGCAUGAGGCAGGAUGUGUACCAGAGGAUCGUGUGGCUGCAGGAGAAGGUCCAGAAGGACUUGCUGAAGCCCGAGGCGUUGCGGUACCUGGACCGGCUCGUCAAGCUGGGCAGGAGGAACGGCCUCCACCUGCCAGUGGACACGCAGGAGAAAAUCAAGAGCAUCAAGAAGAAGCUGAGCCUCCUGUGCAUCGACUUCAACAAGAACCUGAACGAGGACACGACCGUCCUGCCGUUCUCGCGCGAGGAGCUGGGUGCGCCAGGCGGAGGGCUCCCUGAAGACUUUCUGAACUCACUGGAGAAGACAGAGGAUGAGAAGUUGAAGGUAACCCUCAAGUACCCGCACUAUUUCCCCCUCCUGAAGAAGUGCCACGUGCCCGAGACAAGGAGGAAGGUGGAGGAGGCCUUCAACUGUCGGUGCAAGGAGGAGAACUGUGCGAUCCUCAGGGAGCUGGUGGCACUGCGUGCCCAGAAGUCCAGCCUGCUGGGGUUCAGCACGCACGCCGACUACGUGCUGGAGAUGAACAUGGCUAAAAGCAGCCAGGCGGUGGCCGCUUUCCUAGACGAGCUGGCCCAGAAGCUGAAGCCCCUCGGGGAGCAGGAGCGGGCCGUGAUCCUGGAGCUGAAGAAGGCCGAGUGCUCCAAGCGGGGCCUGGACUUCGAUGGGCGGAUCAACGCCUGGGACAUGCGCUACUACAUGAACCGGGUGGAGGAGACGCGCUACAGCGUGGACCAGAACCUGCUCAAGGAGUACUUCCCCGUGCAGGUGGUCACCCGCGGGCUGCUGGGCAUCUACCAGGAGCUGCUGGGGCUGACCUUCCAGCUGGAGGAGGGCGCCGCCGUCUGGCACGAGGACGUGACACUCUACACAGUCAGGGACUUGGCCUCGGGCCAGGUCAUCGGGAAGUUCUACCUGGACCUCUACCCUCGGGAAGGGAAGUAUGGGCACGCGGCCUGCUUUGGCCUGCAGCCGGGCUGCCUGCGGCAGGAUGGGACCCGGCAGAUCGCCAUCGCGGCCAUGGUGGCCAACUUCACCAAGCCCACCCCCGACGCACCCUCCCUGCUGCAGCAUGACGAGGUGGAGACCUACUUCCAUGAGUUUGGGCAUGUGAUGCACCAGCUCUGCUCCCAGGCAGAGUUCGCCAUGUUCAGCGGGACGCAUGUGGAGCGGGACUUCGUGGAGGCGCCUUCGCAGAUGCUGGAGAACUGGGUGUGGGAGGCGGAGCCGCUGCUCCGGAUGUCCCAGCACUACCGCACGGGCACUGCGCUCCCCCAGGAGCUGUUGGACAAGCUCAUCAAGUCCCGGCAGGCCAACACCGGCCUCUUCAACCUGCGCCAGAUCGUCCUGGCCAAAGUGGACCAGGCCCUGCACACGCAGACGGCUGCAGACCCCGCCGAGGAGUACGCCCGCCUCUGCCAGGACAUCCUUGGGGUCCCAGCCACGCCAGGGACCAACAUGCCUGCGACCUUCGGCCACCUGGCGGGUGGCUACGACGCUCAGUACUAUGGCUACCUGUGGAGCGAGGUGUACUCUGCUGACAUGUUCCACACACGCUUCAAACAGGAGGGCAUCCUGAGUGGCAAGGUCGGCAUGGACUACAGAAGCUGCAUUCUGAGACCCGGUGGCUCCGAGGAUGCCAGCGUCAUGUUGAAGCUCUUCCUAGGUCGCGACCCCAAGCAGGACGCCUUCCUACUGAGCAAAGGGCUGCAGGUUGAGGGCUGUGAGCCACCGGCCUGCUGACGGCGCAGGUUCUGCCCAUCCCUGCGGGCUGGACCUGGCUCCCUGGCCCUGGUGCCUUAGCGCCCAGCCGGAAGCAGGGCGGAAAGUGGGGGCCUCCAGCCUGGUGACAGGUCGAGGGAGGGCUACAUGUCCCGCUACUCUCCACGGUACCCCCAGCGGCUGCCCUGGGCGGAAAGGUCUCCGCCUGAGGCGUCUGGGGAGCCUCGUGUCCAUUCAGGGCUCCUGUUUGUUGCACUAACGCGGCCCCUUCCCGGGGAGUUUUCCUAGUUAAGAAACCGUUCUUGAAAUGCAGCCAUUAAAAAAUGACUCCUGGUCUGGU